Molecule: messenger RNA, 753 nt
Organism: Meira miltonrushii
Lineage: Eukaryota; Fungi; Basidiomycota; Exobasidiomycetes; Exobasidiales; Brachybasidiaceae
Exons: 2
Coding region: 1-753 (250 amino acids)
Cellular component (GO): cytosol
Molecular function (GO): oligopeptidase activity
Source: RefSeq, a predicted model, not a curated record
AUGACUUUCCCAACGGAUCCGCCCGAAGCAUUGACGAUUGUGAUUGUUUGGCAUCUCGCUUUCACUCAAGCAGCUCCUCAAAGUCGCCCAAACCUUUAUACACGUAAAUCUGGUGCCCAUUGGAAAGCUGAUUGGGAUCCAAAGUCGACCCCUUACCCUGCAGCACGUCGUGAUGACAUAAGCUUCUCCUAUCAAUCAGCAGCAGCCCAUGGCAAUGUAACAAUUGCAGAUCCGUACAACUAUCUCGAAAAGUCAGCAUCAUCAUCAAAAGAAGUGCAAGAUUUCAUUGAUCAACAGAAUUCAUUCUUCAAGACGUACCAGCAACGAAUCAAAGACACAGAUGCAAUUCGUGCUUCAAUCAAAGAUGCAGGUCAUUAUGACGAGCUCAGUUAUCCGGAAGCAUACGGCAGCAGCGACAAUCCGCUAUACGUAUAUACUCACAAAGAGCUAGGAAGUGAUCUGAAAUCGCUUUAUGUUGCAACAGAGGCCGAAAUCGAUCAAGCAGUAAAGAACAAAUUUUCACCUUUGCCCGGCAAAAAAGUACUUGAUGAAUCUUCUUUGGACAAAAACUUUCUCAUCUUUGAUCAAAAUAUUUCACCUGAUGGCAAAACCCUUUUGUAUCGUCUUCAACAAAGAGGCACGAACGAUCUUACAACAGUACACCUUGUAGACAUCUCUGGACUUCAUGAAGGCAAAGACGCAAAAUCAUAUCCCGAGCAAAUUUCUGGAAACCAAGACAUUCUCGAUGGGUAG